GUUUGUUGAACUGGCUUCUGGCGCGGGUGGGGACGAUGUGGGGAAGUCCCUGCGCUCAGCUGCGGUGGAGUCCACUCGCUGUCCCUGCCACUGCAGCCCUGAGGAAUUGAAGAUUGGCGUUUCAGUGGAGAGCACACAGUGCUGGGAAGGUGUGAGAGUUGGACUGGGACCAGGACUCCAAAUCGCUGAGGAACCGGCUUUGCCCCUGCACAAGAGUCUUAAAGCAGAUCAUGACGAUGAAUUAUUACCCUGAAGCAAUGGCUGGAAGCUGCAGCUCCUACUCUCCACCUUACAGGGGCCUUAUGAGACACAUCCCUGUUGACAUGUGUGGGGACCCAUCCAUGGUAGGAUUUCCUGAGAACUGCUACCAGCAAGGAUUCUACAAUGGACAGCAAGAGGAACUUGCAGCUCAGGAAGUGCCUACUGGUCUUGAAUACUCCACUCCAGAUCUGGAAUGUGGAGAUAUACCAUUGCUGACACCCAGCAGCAACAAAAUGAUGUCUCAAGCCCUUAAGGACACAUUCAGUGAAUUCACGAGGGUACAGCAAAGACUGGGAAUUCCAAAAGACCCACGACAAUGGAUGGAUGAGCAUGUGACUCACUGGUUAACCUGGGCUGUGAAUGAAUUCAGUUUGAAGAAUGUAGAUUUCCACCAGUUGCAAAUGAAUGGAGCCACUCUGUGUGCCCUGGGCAGGGACAGCUUUCUGGAGUUGGCCCCUGACUUUGUGGGUGACAUCCUGUGGGAACAUCUUGAGCAACUUCAGAAAGAAUGCCAAGAAGACAUCAAGCCCUACGUGGUAAAUGGAGUCGUUUCCAGUUACUCUGAAAACAGUCUCUUCUCAACCUAUCCCAUGGGGUACGGCAGUGAACAUGCACAGUGUGUUCCUCCAUCUGAAUACUCCGACCCAGGAUUUAUUACAGAGUCCUACCAAACCCUUCAUCCUAUCAGCUCGGAGGAGCUGCUGUCUCUAAAGUAUGAACCGGAUUAUCAGGCUGUGAUCACUCGCGAUGCUCCUGUGGAGUCACUGCAGGCCGAGUAUUAUCUCAAACAGGAAGUGGUGUCGCCUGACAACAUGUGCGUGGGCCGCAUUAGCCGAGGGAGUGGGCCCAUCCAGUUGUGGCAGUUUCUGCUGGAGCUCUUGACUGACAAAUCUUGCCAGUCGUUUAUCAGUUGGACAGGUGACGGCUGGGAGUUCAAGCUCGCAGAUCCUGAUGAGGUGGCCAGACGAUGGGGAAAGCGGAAAAACAAACCAAAGAUGAACUACGAGAAGCUGAGCCGAGGCCUGCGUUAUUAUUAUGACAAGAACAUCAUUCACAAAACAGCAGGCAAGCGUUAUGUGUACCGGUUUGUUUGUGACCUUCAGAGCCUGCUGGGCUACACACCAGAGGAACUACAUGCCAUGCUUGAUGUUAAACCUGAUGCCGAUGAGUAAGGAGUACCUGCUUGUGGGACUGGAUUCCAAGCUGUGCUCACUUGUGGGACUUGUGUAUGGUUUGUUUGCUUAAGCUUCGUAGAGAAAGCCAAAAAAAAAUCAUUGCAUUGAAGGUGGACAUUUCAAAACGAUGCACAGCUCUACAAAGGCAAACCAAACCGGUUUCUUCUUUAAAAAAAUCAUCUUUAUUUGUGUUUUUUGGUUUUGUAACCUCUCAUUUUUCCUGCCUUACUAGUGCAGCAGACAGACUGUGUAAGGAUUGUGAUGACAUUGUGCAUUGUAGGACACAGGAACACUGCCCGAAAGGAAAACAUUGCCACCAAUGGGCAGCUGCAUGACUGUCUCAGGCAUCUUGCCUGUUGACAGCUUUGGCACAUUGGUGAACUGAAGUUAAUGGAUAAGGUAGUCAGUAUGUUAUGUAUUUGCCAGUUUUUUUUUUGUUUUAAGCUUAUAUCUAAGAUGGUCUCAGUAUUUGCAGCCUUGUGUAGGAACCUUACCAGCUCUGAUUUGAUCAAGUUUUGAAGGUGGGUAGACAACAUCAAACAUGACUCUAGUAAGAACCUGAAAGGGGGCUUUAAUAGGUUGAAAAACAUACCAACAAAAUUACAUUACACCAAGCCUGCUGGAAAUUGUACCUUGUUCUUUGUCCAGUGUGACAAUUAGUGUGGUCUGUUUCAUUUUUUUUUAAAUAUAAAAUAGUGAACUACAAAGAAACAAAAGAUGAGAUGCUUUGAAGCACUAUUGUAGUUACCCAUACUGUCUAACACAACUGUACAAAUAUAUAUAUAGAGAGAGAGAAUGUGUAUUGCAAUAUGUUCUGUGGAACAAGACCACUUCUGGGAAUGUGUUUUAGAAAGCUAUAUGAAUAAGUAGAUUGAAUGCUGUCCCUAGUGGUAUUCCAAAGAGGUCCAAUGGGAUGGAUAUGAUUCUUGAUUAGAUCUCCAGUUUGAUCAAACAUCAUAAGAUGAAGGGUAGAAGUAUACAUAGGUCCAACUGAGGCCUCACAACUCUGUAACCUUGCAGAUGAACUGAAUUAAGACUGUCUUUGUCCAUUCUGCAGGUAAGAAGAGUUUAAAGGAGAGGAGUAUCAGUGAAUUAAUGGCCAUUUCAAACUUUCAAAUAUCCUGUGAUGAAUGAUUGGAAAGUUGCUUGAAGUUAAGGAGAAUUCCAUUGUUAAGGCUAAGCAAGAGAAGGCCAGGUUUACUGGUGCCUUUGUGUGACUACUGAACUAGAAAGGCUUUAAGUAUGUCACUGGAUAUAAAUUGGAGAUGAUUAUUCUUUCCCAUCUUCAAUGAGCCAAAGACUGUUGUAUAAUUUUAUUCUAAAACAUUUGAGCAGGGUGCCUAUAUAUUGUCUGGAAUGCACUGUGUAACUUCACUUUGUGUUUCUGCUCUCUUUCCCUAGUCAAGUUGCUAGAGGGAUGUUUCUGUCAACUAUCAUUGUAAACUAUCCAUGAAAUAUCACUGAGGCACUGUCUCAGACCCAUGUAGCUCAGUCUGACUGUACCAAGCGCAUGUCAGUGUAGAACUGAGGUGCUGCACUGGGAGAUAUCAGCUAGUUCAUUUAUGGUUAAGUGCAGCACUAUAUUUCUGACGAGCACAUGUGUCUUUAUUGAAAAUGAUGAAACUGGAGUAAUUGAGCAAAGGAAUUUUGGCAGAAUGGCAAGACCAUGUGGGAAUUUCAUAAUCAAAUGCUGAAGAGUUAUAUGUGGCUGUGGUUUGUUACCAAGUGUCACCAUUCCAGAACAAUACAUUAAGUAAGAGUCACUGUCAGAAAUGUUGGGAAAUGCAGUGCUGGGAUGUAAAUAAAAGAAAGACUUGCAUUUACACAGCCCCUUUCAUGACCUCAGCAUAUCCAAAAUCAAUUUAGUGCCAGUGGAGUACUUUGAAGGGUAGCCACUGUUUUAAUGUAGGAAGCACCGGUAGCCAAUUUGCACAGAGCAAUGGUCACACGAAUAGCAAUGUGACAAGGAUCUCAUAAUCUGCUUUAUCAGCAUUGGCUGAAUGCUAAAUAUUGACUAGGACAUUAAUCUGCAUCUAUGAUUUCUCCCACACAGAGAACUCUAACUUUCAAUGUUUCCUGGAAAGGCAAUUACUGAGUGAAAGGCUAGUUAAUUUUCAGAGGAAGGGAAAGCUGCAGAGCCAGCUAUUCCAUUUGGGAAAGCUGUCUUUACUUGCUGUAUGGAAGCUGAGAUGGACAGGUUUCCUAAUGAGUGCUUACUUUUGCUUUCCUUGACAGCAAGAGCAAGAGUGGUAACAGUACUGACUCCCAGCUUAGUCAGCACUACAGAGAUCGAUUACAAAUAAUGCCCAGAGGCACAUGGUGUAGCAAGUCUUCUGAGGACAAAAGGUGAAGGAGGGCAGGCUACAACUAGCCUCACAGAUGUAUGAUGAGUGUGACUGCACUAGAGAAAAAGUAGUUCGCAACUUGUCCACUUUCUAUCGCCAUUUCAGGGGUGAUGUCAGAAUUACUGCUUGAUAUCCCUUGGGAAUUAAGUAACAGUGAAGAAUAGCUUGAACCUCACUCUGUGGGGCCUAGAUUGACUGCCUCAUGUGCAGUUCAUCAUUCAGUUGGUUAAGGAAUAAUCUGUUUCUAAACAUACCUGUAUAUCUCACUGGUGGUGUAAGCAGAGAAGGGAAAUGUAGUUAUAUGUUGCAAGUAUGUGGAGAGUGUGUUACAGGAAACCUUGAAAUGUCCACAUGUAUUGUGUAUUGUUUAUGCGAAUCCAGAAGAACAGAUCACUGCUUCAGCGUUGCCGAGACCAGAUAUUGACCCACCAUAUGUUCCAUUGGCUCUGUGAUGUUUAGAUUAAAUCCAAAAUAAUUGCCUCAACAGAAUAGUUUCUUACUGUAGGUUUAAAGUCUAAAAUAGUGGAUAUAAAAAAAAGAUAUUUUAUGUAUUUUGUUCAAGACUUAUUUUUUAGCUUUUUUAAGAAUAAUUUAUAUUUUUUAAAAGGACAAAAAAGCAAAAUGAAAGCUGGUGCUUUGUAAACUGAGGUAGCUUAGAGAUGUAGCGAUCUCAUUGGAGCAGAGUGAAGAUUCCUGUAAGUUUAGUUGCUGAUGCUGGCACAUCAUGUUGCUGGAGAUAUUUUAUAUAACUGUACUCUUUCUGUGCUGUUACACAUUGUGGAAAUGCUUCAUAAAAAGAAAUGAGCUGUGAAAUUUGGAUUAUUUUGACUCCAAAGUAAUACCCGUGCCAAUGUUGUUCAACGAUUUUGACAUCAAAGUUGUUAGAAUCUACCUCCUGUACUCCAAUUCAAACUCUGCCCUCUGCGGACUGAAUGUGAGACUCUUAUUGCCUCCAUAUCCAUUUGAGAUGGAACUGAAGACUCUGUUUUUAUGAAGAUUAUCUAGAAUUAUUUCAAUAAAAGAAAUUCUUAUUCUUUUGAA
Molecule: messenger RNA, 4822 nt
Organism: Rhincodon typus (whale shark)
Lineage: Eukaryota; Metazoa; Chordata; Chondrichthyes; Orectolobiformes; Rhincodontidae
Product: v-ets avian erythroblastosis virus E26 oncogene homolog 1
Exons: 10
Coding region: 231-1433 (400 amino acids)
Biological process (GO): cell differentiation; regulation of transcription by RNA polymerase II
Cellular component (GO): nucleus
Molecular function (GO): sequence-specific DNA binding; DNA-binding transcription factor activity, RNA polymerase II-specific
Source: RefSeq, a predicted model, not a curated record